This is a messenger RNA of Pecten maximus, 6062 nucleotides long. Its product is annotated as anillin-like. Gene Ontology annotation, cellular component: actomyosin contractile ring. NCBI's taxonomy places the organism in Eukaryota, Metazoa, Mollusca, Bivalvia, Pectinida, Pectinidae. Gene Ontology annotation, biological process: mitotic cytokinesis; septin ring organization; actomyosin contractile ring assembly. The record is from RefSeq and is a predicted model, not a curated record. The transcript is spliced from 18 exons. Bases 240 to 4136 code for a protein of 1298 amino acids.
GCCGGGGCGGACGUAAACUUGGAGGGAUACAAAGCUUUCGGUCAUCGCGGUUAUGUUAGUAGGGAUUUCAUGAUAGCAGAAAGAGGGAACGUUUUGUGAGUUCGGUGUUGUGUCAUUUGAAGAAUUCAAAUAAUGGAUUAAAUCUCGUCAUCACGUGUAAAUGAUCUUGACCAUCUUGUCGAUUGUGUGCUGCAGUAAACGCAACGGACGAAGUCGAUUGUUAAGUUUGAAUAGAGAAAAUGGAUACUAGCAACAUUUCUGACGAAGAUACACAGAGAUUACUGGAGCGAACCAGACAGAGACGAGAGAUGUUAAAUCAGAAGCUAGGGAAAACUCCGGAACCUAUGCCUAGGAAACGUAUACUUGAGGAUAGCACCUCGGAAAAUGUUGUGUUAAAGAGUAAAGAUGAAGAAUCUCCCGGAAAGAGACAGUGUCUGAGGGAGGAAGCUAUGCAAAUCAAAGCAGAUACACCAGCCAUAAGUAGUGUCAAGUCUCGUAUGCAGCAGAUUGCCAAGUCCAGGAAGGAACAAGGUGAAACAUCUACUGUACCAGUAACACAGAAUCAUGGGUCGCCAGUCAAGGAGAAUGGUGGGAAUCAAUCGAGGAGAGGCAGAUUGGCAAAACUGGCCGCCAACAUUAAUAAUUGGGAGGAUGAUCUUAGUCACCCGACCAUCCACAAACAAGAGGAGAAAAAGCCCAAGUGGCAACCCCCUAAGAUUGACUCUGGAUCUGACAGUGCUGGAUCUCCGUCCCGGUCACCUGUGAAAGCCCACAACCCCAGUAAGGCAGCAGCGCCCCCACCGCCACCCCUUCCUCCAGUCAUCAGCUCACCAGCUAUUUCCUCACCCAAGCGAAUGCCAGCUUCCUCUUCUUCACCUGCCAGACAUGUGAGUCAACAUUCUGUUCAGCUGAAUUCGCCAGCAAAGGGCUCCCAACCCAAGCACAAGAUUCGCCAGUUAGUUGACCAGGUUCCUGUCAACACUCAAGCUUCAGAUGAGUCACAAGAGAGUGAAGAGGAUCCAACUGAAAAACCAAUCAGAGAGCGACUGAAUUCUUGGAAAAAAGCAGAUACACCAAAAGAGAAACCAAUGGAUCCCUCUGAGAAGCCCAUGUCUUCCAAACUGGCAACCUGGGAAAAAGUGUCCAGCACCCCAACCAAAACAGCAGUAACUAAGAAAGUCCAUCUUCCCUCACGUCAGGUGGCUACUGCAGUUACAGACAAACCACCUCUGCCUAGACCUGUAUCUGUCUCAAAAGAGACAGACAGCAUAGAACAGGGCGAUGACCCAGCAUCCAAGCCUGUGUCAUCUAGGAUGGCAUCUUGGCAGCAAAGAGUUGAUGAACAGACCCCCCAGAAAGAGGAAGAACCUACCGCCUACUCUGUUGGAGCUAGGAUGUCAGCGUGGGAAGACAUGUCCUCCAGUAACCAGGUUGCACACAUUAAAAAGGUUGAUCCUGGGGCCUCUUCUCCAACCAAAUCUCCUUUGAAAACACCUGCACCUGUUAAUAAAACACCCAAUGUGAAAAACAAAAAUCUAACACCUCAUAAAAGCUUUAAAGACAGUAUUGUAGAGAAGGCAGGGCAGCUAAAGAGCUCUCCUGUCAAGUGCACACCUGUAAAAUCUACCCCGGUGAAAUUACAGCCAGGAGCGUCUCCAGGAAAGGUAGGAAGUGCUACCAAAAUGAUGCAGCAGCGAUUGUUGGAGCAGACCCAGCACAGCAAGACUGAUGACAUUGCUGACAAGCUGAGGAGGGAUAGGAUGAAUGAGUUGGCAUCCCUGCAGAACAGGUGGCAGAACGGCAUACUGAAGGAGGAUAUGAGGCCCACACAACAGCCUGACCAGAACAAGCCUGUGGCUUAUGAGACUAAGUUGUCCGAGUCAGAGGAAGAGUGUGUGAAGAGGGAGGACAGACGUGAGACAAUAAAGGCUCGAGCCAGGGCAGAUUUUGAAAGAAAACUUGCUGCAAUGGGAUUUGAUAUUUUAGAUGAAACUGCUUCCUACACCUUCACAAACCAAGAUCGACCUAAGUCUGAAAGUCAGCCCCCAGCGCGACCGCCUGCUCCAAAAACAGGAUCACAGCAAGGUCAAGGCAGUAUUUACAGACUGAUUUCACAGAAAAAAGGCAACAAUGAGAAACCAAAUGUGAACCGUAGUGAGUCUACGAAACGGGUACAGUUUGAAGAAGGUGAUAGUUUUGACAGUACAGAUGGGGAAGAUUUGGUUCCCCAGAAACAUCAGCAGCCUCCUGUCCUGUCAACAGAAGAGGAAACAGAUGAUAUGGAUUACACCGACACACAGUCUGAGGGUACCACAACCCAGGAUGAAGAGGAAUAUGCUCCACGAAUGGAAGAUGAAUCAGACUGUGAUGAUGUAAGUUUGAGUGCAUUUGUACCUGCAUCUGUCCGCAGGCAGAGUGUAUUACCUCAUCGACCGAAUGAACAGGAGCGGAGAGGCCAACAGCAAAGGGUCCGUGAACCUGUUGCAUCAGUACCAGCCAGUGUGCGUCACCAAAGUACAACAAAUUUACGAAGUCUUGCUCAGGAGGACAGCUCGAGCAGUUUGGAUAGUGAGAGUUCUGCCUCGAGUAGUCAGAGUUCCCUGGGUCAGCCACCUCGACGACACCAAGGCUACACAGAUUAUGACUCUGAUGAGGAAGACGAACAGGGAGUGAGUGACCUCCUGGAUGAGGCAAUCGGUGCUGAGGAUGACACUGACGAUGAAGUGGUGUAUAGACACAAACAACCAGUGGCUGCCCCUCGCCACCACAGACAUCAGAGCUAUGCCAUUGCCAAUGAUAGCCAGCCAGUCUACAGUGUCAGCAGCUACAGGAACUCCCAGAACAUGGAUCUGAGUUCUGGUGCCCAAAAAAGGAUUGUGAGAAACAGGACAUACUCAGCUGAUGUGGUGGAGGAGAAUAUAGAGAUGCCGACCAGCCUGCCCAGAGAUAUGGAACGUAAAUCUAUCAAGGAAAGGAUUCAGGAGUUACAUGAGUUGGUGAGUCAGGAACAGAGUGUGAUAAUGCAGACGAGUAAUGCCCUGAACCAGUGCUGUGCUGCUAACUCUCACUUCGCAGGCUCAGCCGAGCAGGUGGAAUGUCACAGACUGCUUCUUCUCUCAUGUCAGAAAAGGCAAGCGUACCUGACUGAGGUACAGAGACUGAAGGAUACAGGGCAGUUGGACCCUCCUGGCAGUGGACCGAAAGGUUCACUUACCAUCAGUGACAUCAGACUGCCUCUUAAAAAGGACUUUGUUACUAGGAUAGGUACCGCACAAGAUAACACUGUACACUACUUCCUGAUACUGAUACGGAACCACACACAGGUGAUCGUUACCCAGAUGUUGUCCACACACGACCCCAUGAUGAGGGGUAGUCUCGACUUUCCCAAUCUAAUUAAGAUACAUGGCAUAUCAGGCAGCUUCAAGCUCUGUAUGGAAAUCUAUAGCAUGUCUGUUUCAAAAGAAUAUUCAACAAAAGACAAGAAGAAGAAAACGCCAAAGAAACCGCUAAAAUCAACCUCCCUUACAGGCCCAAGUCCUGGGGGUCCAACCGCAGUUAGAACAACCAGUUUUACCCUGAUCACUUCAUUGCCCAUUACCAUGAAGCACCUGGACAAGAGCAGCUUCACACUGGAAAGGAUACCCUACUUAUCACCGCUGCACGGCACCAUCUACAUGAGGCUCAAGUGCUUGAUGGAACAGAAUGUGGAAGAACGUGGAUUCCUGACAAUGUUUGAGGAUGUCAGUGGUCUAGGGGCAUGGCAUAGGAGAUGGUGUGUCCUCACUGGCAAUAAACUCUGUUGGUGGAAGUACCCCAACGAUGAGACACGCAAGGAGCCGAUGGGAAUGAUGGACCUGAAGCGAUGUAUAACCGAGAAGGUUGGUCUGAUUCCGCGGGAUAUCUGUGCCAGGCCAAACACCUUUGAGCUGGUCACUGUACGACAGCCACGAAGAGGAGAGCCUGACACCUUGGUCUCUAAGACUUACAACACAAUGACAACAACACGGCACAGACUUUCUGCUGACACUAAAGAGGAGAGGAUUAUGUGGUGUAACAAAGUCAACAGAGCACUGGCCAACAUACGUACCUGGCACGCUGAUGCCAUGCGACCUGUCAAAGCUGCCAGGAUAAACUGAUCCAUUUCUUCAUCCGCAAGAUUUUACACAUGUCUUUCAUCAUUCAUCUUUCAUGUUACAAACAUAGUGAUUGGUUUUCAUGUUUACUUUGUCAUUGUGCUCCAGUGCUACACAUGUCAAUUUUUAACCGUGUUUUUUAGUCUUAGUUAAAUAACCUAUCAUGAUAUUAUAGAGUUAAUUAUUACCGGUAUAAUGAUUAAUGUUCUACUACUCGGCUUAUUGAAGACAUAACCCUACUAGUUAUAGAGGCUUGAUCAUGUAUUAUAUGUUUUUGAAGUAUAUAAGAAUGCUGCAUAUCAGAAUUUCACUCACCCAGACUUUGUUAUCUGUAUUACAAUUCCUGCUGGUUUUGUAACAUAAGACAGUUAUGUGUUACUUAAUACAGUAUUUACUGUAUACAUCUACUCAUUCUGAUGUCAGAAUGUAGUCGUAAUUAUCAUAUCAACUGAAGACACUUCAGGUGACAAUUUAGAGAAGGUGCCAUGUACAUAGUAGUCCUAUUUGAUCUGUGAUUAUGCAUAUAGUUAGUGUAAUAUCUCGUUUAACUAAUUACCCAUAUUGUGUUCCAUGUCACUGCUGUACUCUGUCCUUUCCUCCCCAAUCUCUCCUUUCUUUCUAAUUCUGUCGUUACAUUUAUCCAGUAUAGUCCUCAGAAAACAGGUACAGGAAGCUUUGAACUGACUUUAGUAUUGUACUUGUUAUAUAUUUUAAAGAAACAUUUUAACUUGUCUUUCUGAUCUUUCCUUUUGUCAGUCAUUACAGCUGUGGUGUGUUUGUAUCGGUGUUUGUAGCAUUGUUUAAUGUUGAUAUAUAGUGUAACAUCAACAACAGAUUAGGGUUAUUUUGAAACUCAUUAUAAUGAUCUGGUAGAAAGUCCAUCACAAAAUGUAUGAUGUGAAUGAAAGUCCAGACAUAAUAAUUUAACUUGUGUAACAUUAUUUUUAUAUAUAUUGAUAAGUAAAGUUGCCUCACACUUUUCAUAUUUAAUUUGUUUUAGAACAACUCUUGGUAUAGGACCUGUGUGCGAUUUGAUAUAUUACAGUUGUAUGAUUAGAUUCAACAUGUUAUAGCAUUCUUAGGUUGAUUAUAGGACAUUUAUCUUGAAAAACAUUAGCAUAAAAAAGUCUCCUGACUUUUGACAGGUUAAAUUGAAAAUAAAUGAAAUGCAUUAAAAGUUAUCAAAAGCAUGGAAUCUAGUAUUCACAUUGUGUAACCUUCAAGCAAAUUAUUUAAAGGAUAAUUUCUUAUGUUAUCUAUGAAAUUUUGACAAUGUAGAUAAAGUAUAUAUAUUGUUUACAAAGUACUCAAAAAACUCAACUGUACAAUGAUGUGUCGGAUUUACAAAUUAUCUUCAUUCAGGUUUUGCAAUGCUCCGUUUUUCAGGGAAUUUAUAUCCAAAAGGACGCCAGAAUUAAUUAUAGAAAAUCUGCAUGUGGUAGAUAAAUAUUUGAAUCCUUUCCAUUGUUCUACAUUGGAAUAACCCUGAGCAAUGUUAAUAUGAACACCAUUGAACCUUUAUGUUGAAUUUGCUCAUAAGUAUGUUACCUUAUGGUUUAAGAAAGUCUUUGAAAACGAAAAUAAUCUAUACCUGAAUAACUUUCCUUGCAACCAAUUUGAACAGUUGUGGUUUGACAGUAUGUACUGCAGCUAAUAUAUAAUCUUGUGUAUCGCUCAAAAGACACAUACUCUGCCUAUACUUCUAGAGAAAAACUGAAGGAUACAUGCUUGGCAUUAGACAUUAAAGUUGACCAAUACUUAAACGAGACUCUAGCCACUAACUGCAGGAUAGUUACGUGAUUUUAUAUGAGUCUGAAGAGCAUGUCAAAGAUUUUUUUUAUAGAAUUGUAAUUUAUUGAUAUAAGAAAGAUUGAUGAGUAAGUAGCUCAUAUGUCACAAGAUUUUUAAUAAAUGUUUUAACAGACAAAA